Galleria mellonella (greater wax moth) is the source of this 2368-nucleotide messenger RNA. RefSeq lists its product as uncharacterized. Gene Ontology annotation, cellular component: transcription elongation factor complex. The record is from RefSeq and is a predicted model, not a curated record. Lineage: Eukaryota; Metazoa; Arthropoda; Insecta; Lepidoptera; Pyralidae.
UAGGCAGCAUGGUCUCCGACCUUAGCCUGUUCCAAACGGAACAAACGUACUAAAAAAAAAAAAAAAUGAUUGCCUAGUAUUAUGUGUUUUACAUUUUAUUAAAUUGUUAUUCAACAAAGAGGAAAAAAUAAAACAAAAAUUCCACAAAGUAAUAAGAACUAAAUAAAAAAUUAAUAUAUUUUUUUGUUUAUUUACAAUAGUACAAACGCAGUUAAUGCCUUAAUCUCUCAUGGAACAUAUUCGGCAAUUCGACUGGUGUUCAUCACAACGGGACUUUCAAUUCAUAACAGAGGAUGAUGUGGACAACUGUGUGACGGAAAGAAUACUGCGUAACAAAUUCCGUGACCCACUGAUUUCCAGCGACUCCGAGGAUGAAGGCCAGUCGAGUAUUCGGUUUGACUGGGAUCAAAUAUUUAAAAGAGAGGAGCGCCAGUCGCGCUUGUACGUUCCAGGAAUACGACCCAUACCACCAUACCCAAAAUUGUCUGCACUCACAGCCCAUCAGCACUACCAGUGCCUCAAAGUGUUAUGUUCACAAUACCCUCACGUAUUGGACGAACAGUUCAUACCGAGACCUACCAAACAAGAUUACAAGGUUUGCCAAGAAUUACAAGAGGCAUAUGCAAAAGAACAGAAAGAAUAUUUGGAAUGGACCAAAACGCAAUGGACCAACAACCACUGCUCGCGAGCAUUACGCCCCAAACCGCCCAUAGAAAUGGUGUACGAAGCCGAAUACAAAUUGAAAGCUCACGAACUACAGUCCUUUCCGAAGGAAUAUGAGAUGGUCGCUCAAAUCCCUCUCGAAGCAAAGAACCAUAAAUGCAAUAUGAUUUUUGAUAAAGAUUUAAAAAGUGUGAACAUUACAGAGCUGCCACUACUCGAGUAUUCAAAAUUGUUACACAAGAAAACUGUUGUAUUGAAGCCGUGUCCAGUGCCGGAGCCUUGUAACAAGCAUCCAUGCAGAUUUAUACUGCCAAACGAGGACUCGCCAAGCAUGCUGCCGCUGCGCGGUGCACACUUCCCUGGCACACUGGGCCGCCGCUGCGGGGGCGCCGCCGUGCUGGCCGGCGACGCGGCGCUGCGGGCCCUGCUGUCCCCGGCGCGCUGGCGGCUGCCGCUCUCCGUCUGCCCUACCAUCGGACAAGAUGGCGAAGCUUGCAACGUCAUAAUAUUGGACAACGAGUUCAGCAUGGCGCGCGAGCCGGCGCAGACGCGUACCUACAAGGCCUUAAGAUAUUUAUUGGAAAAUGCACUGUUGCCAGUGAAAAACAGCAGUCGGUCGGAUCAAACGGGCGGUUCCAGUUGUAAUGACAGCAGCAAGGAAUCCAACAGUGCUACCACCUUACUGGACGUGGACAUGAGCAGCGACGACGAAGACAAUAACUUGUAUAUAGAUGAACCAAAAAACGAAUCUCAAUCCGACCGUUCAACAUCAGAUAUAGAAAUGGCAGAUGAGCAAGAAAGGAGUGUUAAAAAAGAUAAAAUAAAUAAACAAAUGGACGAAAAACAGAACAAUGACAGUACUGACAAUAUUGACAGUGUUGGUUUCUACAAUUGCACAUGUAAAGACACAGAUUUUGCUAGACCCUUACCAAGAUCGUUUAGGAAAUGGCAGAUCAAAAAUGAGACGACUAGAGAUGCACUAGACAUUAUAAUACAUUGCACACAUAAAGUCAGGGGUGAAAGUGGCGAAUUACUUCUAGAACCAAUACCGGAAUAUCAAAUAGAAUUGGGCGGCAGUCGACAGUCGCAGGAUCUGGUCAGAAGUUUAGCUUUGUCACUACUGCUACGAAGGAAUGCUUCUUUGCUUAAUGUGAGAAUAGACGCGUCCACAGGCGAGAUCGUAACCAUAGAUAAUGUAACUCUCGAUGAGUUGACAAAGGACAACGAUAUGCUAUCCGAGGCAGCCAAUAGGAUAUACACAACUCUAAAUCAGCUCCAGGGUCUGAUGCCAGGACAUUACAUUCUUGAGCAUGAGCCCGGCCACGGUGCAAAUGCAUUGCUAUACGCGAGCCGGUCGAGCGAAUCGCAACGAGCGCAGUCGCUGCAGCUGCAGUUCGGCGGCGCGCUGCCCAGCGAUGCCGACGAAUCGGCUGCCGUCCGCGCCGCGCCACCGCUCGCACCACUGCUACUACCAUACCACAAGUUCCGCCGCUUGCUGCCGUGCGCGUUCACGCCGCACGCCGACCAGCUGGCGCGCGACGCGAGGAGGCCGGCCGCGCGACAACGCACACCGCCGCAAGCGAUCAAGUUGGACGGACAGGAGCAGAGGUGCGCCGGUCGAAAGUGGCCAAAGAAGAAGCGGUCGAGGAAAAGAAAGCUUAAACACAAUUCUGUUUAUAAUAAAUUACUAUAUUUAUUUAUGUAA